Molecule: messenger RNA, 534 nt
Organism: Cantharellus anzutake
Lineage: Eukaryota; Fungi; Basidiomycota; Agaricomycetes; Cantharellales; Hydnaceae
Exons: 2
Coding region: 1-534 (177 amino acids)
Source: RefSeq, a predicted model, not a curated record
AUGAAGAUCCCGAAUGUGUCAUACCUGGUAAAAAACGUGCUCGACGCGACAUUUUAUGUGCGGGAUGAAUACCGUGAACUCGAUGCAUUCGUGGAGGAGCAGAGACAAUCAGACAUCGCUAGGCGCAGUCGCCGCACGCCAAUUUUACUUACUGGACAACCUGGAAUAGGUAAGACUGUCUACUUGACGUACUGUCUCGUCAAUCGGCUCGCAGAAGGAAAGCCCACCGUGCUUUCCAAGUCGCGUUCAAUGCGUUUCGCCUUUCUCAGCUCUGGCGUUUACAGUAUUCCAUUCGAUUCCUUCGAUGAUUGGGUUAAUCCCGAGGUCUUCGCGGUUAUAAGGGGCGAUUUGGAUGGCCUUAGUCUCUUCGAUCUCAGUUCGGGUGAGAGUGUCAACAGUCUGGCGCCGCGAUGGAGAACCUUGGUAGUAUCGUCGCCCAAGCCACGAGAGGUGCGUAAAUGGGUAAAGGAAAAUCAUGUGAACAAGUUUUACAUGAAAACAUGGAAUUGGCAAGAAGUGUAUGUUUCUCGGUGA